CUUCCACGAAAAUAUCCAACCACAUAGCCUGUCGGUAACCUGAUAUAGAUCACAUACAUGUCCAUCUCAGACAGCUCUAGGACUGCUUCACUCUCUCUAAGCAAGCAGUCAUCGACAGAAUGUGCGCUUUCCGUAUCGUCGAGAAAUCCCCAUGUACAUCAGUCAUAGGCAUGGCGUUGUUGGGCCGGGCGAGCAAGCCAGCAACGACGUUGCGUUGCCGUGCUGUUCCGCGGAUGAACACAGUCCUUCCUACGUCAUCCGCUCUCAUAUUUCACAUUGCUGGUCUACUUGCGGUGUAUUGCAGACGUGGCUCUGACUCCGUCAGCGACUCGGUCGGGUCUGCGUUUUCGUCUCGCAGCCCACACCCAACAGAUGAGCAUGCACGCCUGGUUCUGUCACGCAUGUGCAACGCGCUCUCCACGUCUUUUAUGUCGCGGGCUCUCGCAAACGACUUGCGCAUAACGAAUUUGGCAGCAAUAGCUCUCAGGUGAAGAGCUGGUGGAUGAAUGGCUCUCAACUACUUCUGUUUAACUAGGUGUGUUGCAGCUGUAUCAAGUACUUUCUCCUCUUGCCGGAGAAGGUUAAUUCUUCCAAAAUCAACAUCCACUCACUAUGCGAACAACACGGGAAGCACCUC
Paraphaeosphaeria sporulosa is the source of this 637-nucleotide messenger RNA. RefSeq lists its product as uncharacterized. NCBI's taxonomy places the organism in Eukaryota, Fungi, Ascomycota, Dothideomycetes, Pleosporales, Didymosphaeriaceae. The transcript is spliced from 2 exons. The record is from RefSeq and is a predicted model, not a curated record. The coding region runs from base 120 to 491 and encodes 123 amino acids.